Molecule: messenger RNA, 2092 nt
Organism: Electrophorus electricus (electric eel)
Lineage: Eukaryota; Metazoa; Chordata; Actinopteri; Gymnotiformes; Gymnotidae
Gene: snx6
Product: sorting nexin 6
Biological process (GO): retrograde transport, endosome to Golgi
Cellular component (GO): endosome
Molecular function (GO): phosphatidylinositol binding
Source: RefSeq, a predicted model, not a curated record
UCACACGACACCGCUAGCUUCGCACUCCACCCGCGGCAGCCAUGAUGCAAGAAGGGCUGGACGAUGGUCCCGAUUUUCUCUCGGAGGAGGACAGAGGAUCUGAUUCAAAUGGUUCACAGCCCAGAGCCGUUAAUGUGGAUCUUCAGACUGAUGCUACACUACAAGUGGACAUUUCAGAUGCUCUGAGUGAGAGAGACAAAGUGAAGUUCACCGUCCAUACAAAGAGUACUCUACCUAACUUCAAGCAGAAUGAGUUCUCUGUGGUGAGACAACAUGAAGAGUUCAUCUGGCUCCAUGACUCCUUUGUGGAAAAUGAAGACUAUGCUGGAUUUAUCAUCCCGCCUGCCCCCCCAAGGCCGGACUUUGACGCGUCGCGGGAGAAGCUGCAGAAGCUGGGUGAAGGUGAAGGCUCCAUGACCAAGGAAGAGUUCACCAAGAUGAAACAGGAGCUCGAGGCUGAAUACUUGGCCAUCUUCAAGAAGACUGUGGCGAUGCACGAAGUGUUUCUCUGCCGCGUUGCAGCACAUCCCGUUCUGAGGAAAGACUUAAACUUUCAUGUGUUCUUGGAGUACAACCAGGAUCUGAGUGUACGAGGCAAAAACAAGAAAGAGAAACUGGAGGAUUUCUUCAAGAACGUGGUGAAGUCUGCAGACGGAGUCAUUGUGGCCGGAGUGAAAGAUGUAGAUGACUUCUUUGAACAUGAGAAGACAUUCCUUUUGGAGUACCAUAACCGUGUUAAAGAUGCCUCUAUCAAAUCCGACCGAAUGAUCAGAUCUCACAAGAGUGCUGCAGACGACAUCAACAGAAUUGCUUCAACGCUCUAUACUUUAGGGACCCAGGACUCAACAGACGUGUGCAAAUUUUUCUUGAAGGUCUCAGAACUUUUCGAAAAAACACGGAAAAUUGAGGCCCGAGUUGCUGCUGAUGAGGACCUAAAGCUUGCUGACUUGUUGAAGUAUUACCUCAGAGAGUCACAAGCUGCCAAGGACCUCCUGUACAGACGAGGAAGGGCGUUAGUUGAUUACGAAAAUGCCAACAAAGCUCUGGACAAAGCCAGAGCUAAAAACAAAGAUGUCCUUCAAGCAGAAACCACACAGCAGGUGUGCUGUCAGAAGUUUGAAAAAAUCUCAGAAUCAGCGAAACAAGAACUGAUAGAUUUCAAAACAAGAAGAGUAGCAGCAUUCAGAAAGAACUUGGUGGAACUAGCUGAGCUUGAGCUCAAACAUGCUAAGGGUAAUUUACAACUGUUGCAAAGCUGUCUGGCGGUUCUAAAAGGGGACACUUAGAGCCAAACUCCAGGUUCACUGUCUAGGGCUUUUCCUGCUUGGGUAUCGUCUUUAUCUGGAGUAUGGAGUACGGGGUCUGUUUGUCAACAAACAUCUGUAUGUAUCACUAGCAGAGACACCACUUUUCCUCCAGUACCCCCUGAAAGUGAUGUGGCUCACUGGAAGAUUUCACAAGUGCACACAGCACAACAACCUGCAACUUCAUUUAAUCACAUCGUGUAACUUUUGAUUGUUAAUUGUCCUUUUUCAUGGGAGUUGCUCCAUCGACACACUUACAUCUCUUGUGAUUUCUUUCUAAUUGUCUUCUUUUUUUGUGUGUUUAUUUUGGCUUAUUGUGAUGCUUUGGGUGAUCCUUUUGUAUGGAUGCUGCUCAGAAGUCUUGUUGAAAUUGAGCUGAUUGUUUGUUUGUUUCCAUGAUUGAAGUGUAUGGUCACUCAAAGCCUUGUACAAGUUGUAUUAGUUUUCAUUGUAUUGCUAUAUUAUCUUAAUCAAACUAAUAGGUUUUGUAUUACUCUUUAGGAAAUUUAUUACAUUAGUUACAUCAGUUUUUCAUUCCUGACAAGUAAUGCAUCAUUGUUUGCCUUAAUAUAUAGACUAAUCUGAUAUUGUAAAUCAUAAAUGAAUACUUUUUUGUUUUUCUCCAGGCUUCUUAAGUGCACUGCAUAUGAGUGUGUGUUUUCAAUAUGUGACUUAAGUAUGUGACCAAAGUGUCCAUUUAUUCAGAUGGAGGAAUGCUGACAUAAACAGUAAUCAUGAUGAUAAAAUGACAAUGGACAUAACGCAAAUAAAUAAUACUGUUUACCAUA